ACCAGUGGAAGGCAAGAGUCAAGAGGACGGUCAUGGACGAAAGGCCUGUGUUUGUUUGUAUUUUGUUUUGGGUCACUUAUAUAUAUAUAACUUAUAUACACAUGACCGGCCAAUUUUUGGGAGAAGAGUUGUGGAAAAACGGGGUGGUCAAAAAGUCAUUUCUUUGUUGUACGGAUUUCGUUCAUGACCCAAGUUCUGCGUGAUCGCAAGCAACUUCUUCCAGUGAAACCUUCGCCUGAGAGAUCCGCGUCCAUGAGGCCUGGCUUUUUGGCUCAGAUGUCCUUCACGUUCCUAUAGCGAAACCAUCCAUACGAAUCCGCGCCGUAUGUGGUGCAAACGUGCGCUCUUGGUGCCGUUGGCACUGCUUGUUGCGCCCUGUGUGGCGCUUUCCAGCCGAGACACUCCGGCCCGCAGCACCGGGGUGGUGGCACCCAAUGUUCCGCCCGAGGGCCGCCCUGGCCGCCCAAACCGAGGGCCGCGAUCCAUGAUGAGCUUGGCAAACCGAUUUGAUGUGAUCGUUCGAUCCUUUUGCGUGGUGGCCGUGGCGGAGAUUUUCGACAAGACGUGGUUUGUGGCGUUGAUUUGCGCCUUGAACUAUGGGAAGAGGAUCUCCUUCGUGGGCGGCUUCUUAGCACUUGCCUUGCAUGUGUUCCUGGCGGCCGCUUUAGGGGUGGCCAUCUCCCAGUUCUUCUCCAUCCAGGCCUUGUGCUUUUCAACCGCCGCGGUCUUCUUCUUUUUGGCCUUGGCUUAUGCCAGCGAGCUUUUCACGGCCCAGGCCACGGAUGACGUCAUCGCGGAGCGCAGUGCAGAGGCCAAGGAAGCCCUGCAAGGCGAGACGGAGGCCGCGUGGAGCGAUGCCUUCUUGCGUGUCUUCGUGGCGGUCUUCAUUGCAGAGUGGGGCGACCGCACCCAGGUGGCCAUGAUUACCUUGCAUUCCUCUGCGCCGUGGCUGCCGGUAUGCCUGGGUUCUUUAGUGGCCUUCUUCUUGUUGACCUUCAGCGCCGUCGCGGCCGCCAGCCUCGUGCAGCAUGCCAAGUUGAGUGAGCGCUUUGUCCUGGCCAUCAGCGCGGUGAGCUUCUUGCUUUUUGCCGCCUUGGCACUCCGCGAUGGCUUGAUGCAAAGGGCAGCCGCAUCGGGCUCACUGGCGCCGUAUUGAGGGAAAGAAGACUUGCUGGCAGGGUGUGUGUCAC
This is a messenger RNA of Durusdinium trenchii, 1190 nucleotides long. NCBI's taxonomy places the organism in Eukaryota, Dinophyceae, Suessiales, Symbiodiniaceae. The record is from the annotation of a GenBank genome assembly.